AUCGUCUUUAGGUGCCUUUCAGAUUACAGUAGGCGAAUGCUGUUUAUGAACAGAAGUCUAUUGUUUGACUGAUCUGAAAUAUUUCAAGACCAACAUGAUGUUGCUUUUGAUGUUAGUGGUUUUGAGCUUUAAAACAGCAUAUUCCAUAGACUGCUAUAACUGUGCAAGCGUGAAAAACAUAUCAGAUUGUCAACAGUUGACAACUUGCUCGUCCGAUGACUAUUGUUACACUGACACUUCUGGAAUUGGGGAUCAAACGAGAUUCACUCUGGGUUGUCGCUCAAAACAGGUUUGUCUCUCUGCGACGACAACGGCAUCAUCACUGUCUAUAAUUGGCAGAUCAUUGCCAAAUAAUCUAGAUUGUAGCCAAUGUUGUGCUGUUGAUUCCUGCAAUAAGUAUCUAUGUACGACUGGCACUCAUGUCGUGAAUAGUAUCGGGUGCGAAGAUGAUCCAAAUUACAAUUGUUCACUAAUGAGUUCAGUUUUCAGCGUAUGCACAGAUGUUCAUCACGCAAUUCUUGUAUGUCGAAAAUUCUGUGGUCUUUGUAUAACAGUGUUUGGUAAUUGGUCGCCAUGGGGCAGUUGGUCAUCAAAUGUAGUGUUACUUGUGGAGUCCAGUAACAACUUCAACGAUCAAGAGCUUUGUGACAAUCCGGCCCCGCAGUAUGGAGGAUUGUCAUUGUGCUGGGCCUUCAUCUUGAAAGCAGAUCAUGUGAUCUUUAAAGCAUGUCCAGGGUAA
Messenger RNA from Ruditapes philippinarum (Manila clam), 739 nucleotides. RefSeq lists its product as uncharacterized. The transcript is spliced from 7 exons. The coding region runs from base 95 to 739 and encodes 214 amino acids. NCBI's taxonomy places the organism in Eukaryota, Metazoa, Mollusca, Bivalvia, Venerida, Veneridae. The record is from RefSeq and is a predicted model, not a curated record.